CACAGACCAAUAUAAACAAAUUAACGAUGGUAUUCCCUCUCUGACAAAUGGAUUGAAAAUGAUUUGGAUAUUAUCAUCUUAUUAUUCUUCUGAAGAGAAAAUGAUAUCCUUAUUUGAAAGAAUUUCAUGGCAGCUUUGUCAAAACAUCAAAAAAAAUUUAUCAAUCAACAAGUUAUUUAACAAUCCAUUAGAAAUUGUUUCACAAAAAUCCAAAGAUGCGUAUGAAAUGAUGAAAAAUUGGAAAAAAUCGUAUUUAAAAACAAGAGAUGAUAUUGAAGAAUCAGGAAAGGGUGCACGUUGGGAAUUCGAUCAAAGACAUCUUUUUCAAGAAACAGAAUACAUAGCCGGCGUUUGUAAUGAUUUUAAUACCAUAGCCAAUGUUCUUCAAGAUUUUUACAAUAUAUUUGGCGUAGAUCUGAAAUCAAUUAUUUAUGAGCCAGCACAUAUUGAUACAAUUAUAAAACGAAUUGGAUUAUUAUUAGCACCAUUUAAAUUGGCUGAUUUCGAUGUCUUCAGUCCUUUCAAUAAAGAAAAUUGGGAAGCAACGAUGUCGCGUUUUAACGCCGAAGUUUCUUAUCUAGAAAAUGAUGCGAAAUUUUUUAUUGACGAAUGUUUUAAUGUUCUUAUCAAUGCAAAGGAUGGGCUAAAAAUGCUUUUCAAAUUCAAGGAUAGAAAGACUAGAGCUACUAUACGGGAAAUUUUAUCUAGUAAAUUCGAAAUCACUAUGCAACAAUUCAGUAAAGAAAUAGGCUCUGUGGAAAAUAUAUACAACAGAGGUAAACGAAAUCCUCCUUUACUGAUGUACCAUCCACCAAUGGCAGGAGCAAUUUUUUGGGCGAGACAAUUGUUUUAUUGCCUUAGAGGACCAGUGUUAUAUUUUCAGAACAUACAAGAAUUAAAACAUAAUGAAUUGAAGCUUAUGAGUUUCAGUCAAUAUCUUGAUAUAGGUAAACAAUUGAAGGCUUUCGAAGAAAUUAAGUUCAAUAGUUGGGUACACAAAGCUGAAGAAACUAUUACGAACAUUAUGAAGAGUAAUGUAUUAAAAGUAGUACAAAUGGUGGAGUAUGAAGAAGGUUUUCAAAAAUUCCAUCUUGAUUUUAUUAUAAUUUAA
This is a messenger RNA of Vespa velutina, 1111 nucleotides long. Its product is annotated as dynein axonemal heavy chain 10-like. The transcript is spliced from 3 exons. Bases 59 to 1111 code for a protein of 350 amino acids. The record is from RefSeq and is a predicted model, not a curated record. Lineage: Eukaryota; Metazoa; Arthropoda; Insecta; Hymenoptera; Vespidae.